CACAUGUGACAACACCAUGAAAAGUACAGGGAUAACUAUUCUUAGUCCAGGAAUGUAUACAGUUCCUUGUUGUGUUACCUCCUUAACCAACCUUCAGAGAUCCGUGACAAGUACCUUGACGCUAAACAAAUCCAGAAUAUCGCCCCUAAUGAAUCUUUCACCAGCGAAAGAACAAUCUCAGGAGAUUUAAUAGCUUUUUUUCUUUAAAAAACAUAGUCUCCUUAUUUAUGACUUAGCCAUGGAAAGUUUCAUCUGAGAAUAAACAAGCCAAAGGGACCGAAGGCAGGGAAAGAAUAAGUUCUGCAAUGGAAGAGAAAUCAUCACAAGAACUGACCUUCAGAGACCAAGAUUUCUGCUCUGAGCUGCUAAAGCAGCUAAAUAUUUUGCGGCAAGAUAGAAUCUUAACUGACGUUGUUCUAUGUACAAGUGACGUUGAAAUUCCUUGCCACAGGAAUGUUCUCGCUUCAAGUAGUCCGUACUUCAAGGCAAUGUUUUGUAAUAACUUUAGAGAAAGCCACCAGGAAAAAGUCAGCCUCCAAGGUAUUGACCCAGGUAUUCUCCAUUGUAUUAUCAUUUAUGUCUACACGGGGGAAAUUGUCAUGACAGCGGAGAAUAUUUUGCAUCUAAUGGAGACGGCAUCCAUGCUCCAGUACGUAAAACUAUUUGAGGCCUGUUCGGCCUACCUCCAGGACCAACUUACUCCAGACAACUGCCUCAGCCUGCUUAGGCUCUCAGAAAUCUUGCACUGUGAGACUCUGAACAAGAAAGCUAAAGAAAUAGCUCUGAAGUGUUUCCCUCAAGUAGCCAUUUCUGAAGAUCUGAAAGAUCUUUGCGCCUUGGAAUUGAUUGAUUAUCUUGGAGAUGAUGAGCUCUGUGGAGAGGAGGAACAGGUUUUUGAGGCUCUCAUGAUCUGGGUGCGGCAUGACCUCCAGGCCAGGCGAAACUAUAUCCAAGACUUAUUUAAGAAGGUAAGACUUCAGUAUGUCCACCCAACAUUUUUCUUCCACUUCAUUGCCAAUGACUCUCUACUCCAGUCAUCUCCGGCCUGCAGGAAUAUUCUCGAACUGGCAAAUAGGCAGAUGUUUUCUCUAUAUAGCGUCAGUGCUCCUGAUGUCAAACCAAUGUGGCAUGUUCCUCGACGAUACUCAUACCGGGAAUUCCUCCUCCUGAUUGGUGGCCGCAAAGACAACCGAGAGACAACAAGGGAAGUCUUGCUGUUUGAUGAGAAGACAAACCAAUGGUUGAACCUUGCCAAAUAUCCAACACGUCUCUACAAGGCCUCGGCAGUGAAUUUGCACAGUAACAUUUAUCUCCUUGGGGGCAUUCCCAUUGGCAAUGGAAAGAACCAAGUCAGUAACAAUGUGUAUAUCUUCUCACUAAAACUUAAUCAGUGGAGACGGGAAGAGCCCAUGUUAGUUGCACGCCAUUCCCACAGGAGUGUUGCCUAUAAAAACUAUAUCUUUGCCAUUGGAGGGAUUGGACAGAAUCAGGAAAUCUUAAAUUCUAUGGAAAGAUAUGACAGCAUCUACAGUGUCUGGGAGCAUGUGGCAAAUAUGCCAGUUGCUGUUCUUCAUCCUGCAGUAUCUGCCAAAGAUCAAAGAAUCUACCUCUUUGGAGGGGAAGACAUGAUGCAAAACCCUGUCCGAUUAAUUCAGGUAUACCAUGUGUCUAGGAACAUGUGGUUCCGAAUGGAGACAAGGAUGGUGAAGAAUGUCUGUGCACCAGCAGUUGUGAUUGGUGACCGAAUUUAUAUUGUUGGAGGGUACACCCGACGAGUGAUUGCUUAUGACACCAAGGCCAAUAAAUUUGUGAAGUGUGCAGACAUGAAGGAUAGGAGGAUGCAUCACGGAGCUGCAGUAAUCAAUGAAAAGCUAUAUUUGACAGGAGGUCGUUGCCUUACUUUUGAUAAUGCCAUCGAAGAUUCCGAUUCACUUGAAUGCUAUGACCCUAAAAUGGAUGCAUGGGUUUCAAAGGGGCAUCUACCAUACAAACUGUUUGAUCAUGGGUGCCUUGCUCUCCAGGGUGUUCCUUGUUCCAACCUAUUGUGAGGGAGGAAUUAAGGAGAAAAUGUGUCAUGUUUUCCCAAAGGGAAAGACCCAGAUUGAAAAUUGUGUGGAAAAUACCGGUAAAUUAUUGCCAAGGAAGGAGGCAAAAAGGACUGGAGUGUGGAAAUUGAGGUUUUGGUUUGUUUCUUGCUCUGAUUUCCAUGCCCCAUAGUAACAUGAGGAAAAGUGAGGUAUUUUGCCUCAAGUUGCAGAUUCAGGAUAUGAUUAAAGGACAACAUAGGAUCUAUCAUUUCAUUUUAUCAUGUUUAUUUUUAACAUGAAGGAUAUCAAUGGUUCUUUCUGCCUCAAAAACCAAAUGUAUGGUGCCCUCCACCCAACCUUCUGUGAACUUUCCUCACAAUCUGAAGGACCAUUUUGAGAAUCAGUAACACCGAGGAAGAUACAGACAGACCGUCCUAUACCCCAGCUCCACAGUUUUGCUCAUCAUGGAUCAUACUACACAGAAAUUAUACU
Pogona vitticeps (central bearded dragon) is the source of this 2519-nucleotide messenger RNA. RefSeq names its product kelch like family member 38 (gene KLHL38). NCBI's taxonomy places the organism in Eukaryota, Metazoa, Chordata, Lepidosauria, Squamata, Agamidae. Gene Ontology annotation, molecular function: protein binding. The record is from RefSeq and is a predicted model, not a curated record.